AUGAAUGGUAGCUAUGCCUCUGAAAAUGAGGAUUAUUAAUUAGUUGAUAAGAAUGAUAAUACUGCUGAUUAAGGUAUUCUUGAUAUCAAGGAAACAACAUUCAAUAACUUAAAUUAAAAAAACUUUGACUCAUUGAAUGAUGAUUCUCAUAAAAGACCUACUGUGAGCACCUUAUAUGAUCAAUCAAGUGAUUAACUAUUAGAAUUUCAAAGAUCAUCAAUGGGAAAUAAUAAAACAUACUUUAAUCAAUCUGAUGAAGUAAAACUGCACUCUUUAUAAACUGUUUACCCAACUGAUUUGAAAGAUGUUGAUGAGCAGAAUAUAUCAAAAAGUUUUUUUCGUAAUUGCUGUAAAAAAGACAUCAAUGCCAAAGAUAACUAAGGAAUAGGUUUCUUUGCAGCUUCAAGUGCUCUUUUAUGUAGAAUCGUGGGUGUUUCUUCAAGAACUUUCUACUACUUGCUCAGUGAAUGGGAUAUUUCAGUGAAUUACUUUAUAGUUUAUUAUUCGUGGGUUUUGCUACUAUUAGUGUUGUUGAUCCCAGUUUAAUGCUAAAUGAACAGAGAUUAUAAUGGCUAUAAAGGUUUUAAAACAUCUAUAGUGAGUGUUACAGCUGCAUUUAUUUUCUAUUUGGUUAUUCUAGGCUCUAUAUGGGUUAUGGUUGAUGAUUUACAAUGCAAUAAUUACUGUAAAGACAAUAAUAUUUGUAAAGAUGGCUCAAUUACAACUAACUGCAUCUACUAUUUCGCUAUAUUCAGAUAAUUUGACAAAUCCUUUGCAGUGUCUGCCUUUAUCAUUAUAAUAUUUAAGGCAACAAUUCAAGGUAUCUUAACUAUGCACAUUGCUUUAGAGCAAAUAUGUAUAUUAUUCGAUGAAAUAUUUUAUCAGUCACUUACAAGCAAUGUUUUACUGAAUGUAAUAAAAAAGCCUGAUAAUCAAAACAAUAGAUAUGACAUCAAGGAAGUUUUCAGUCGAAUAUAUCAAAUUAAAGAUGAUAAGAGUUCUUAAGAUCCAUCUGAAGAGACUAAUACUACAAACAAUGAUUUAUACAAGAAAUUAUCUUUAUAUGAUGAACUGAAGUAAAAAAAAUAUUGGAUGGCUCAUAUGAAUAUUCCUAAAAGAUAUAGAUACUUCUUAGCAACUAUUCUCUUCUUAGUGAACUUUUUGAUUAUUGGAUUUAGAAUAUAAAUCACAACUUUUAUUAACCUGCUAGGCUCCUCAACAAUACCACUUUUGAUUUAUUGUUAUCCUGGCUAUUUGUACUACAGAUAUAAAAUAGUUAAUAAUCAUAAGAAUGAGAGAAAUAGUAUCAUAGUAGGUAGAUUAUCUUUAGCUUUUGGAAUAUUUGGAUUAAUGUUGAUUUUCUGCUAUCUCUCUGUCUAUUUAUUUAAUAUUUCUACCUAUGCUAAUAUUUGA
This is a messenger RNA of Stylonychia lemnae, 1413 nucleotides long. The record is from the annotation of a GenBank genome assembly. Lineage: Eukaryota; Ciliophora; Spirotrichea; Sporadotrichida; Oxytrichidae.